Anisakis simplex (herring worm) is the source of this 270-nucleotide messenger RNA. NCBI's taxonomy places the organism in Eukaryota, Metazoa, Nematoda, Chromadorea, Rhabditida, Anisakidae. The record is from the annotation of a GenBank genome assembly.
AUGAUGGAAGCGAAAUGUGAUGAACUUGAAGCGUCACGAAAUGCAGCUAGAGAUGAGAUAGACGAGUUAAAAAAAUAUGAAGAACAAAAUCUGGCGAAUGGUUCGAUGCAGAAAUAUGUUAAGGAAAUCCAAGCCAUAACAUCCGAGAGAGACGAAGCGCUGAACGAAGUGCAAACACUGAGAAUGGAGAAAGAAUUCUUGAUGCAACAGUUGAAAAUGCUCAAAAAUACCGUCGAAGAGGACGAAGAAAAAUGUAAUGCAGUUUCAUGA